Molecule: messenger RNA, 3706 nt
Organism: Hippoglossus stenolepis (Pacific halibut)
Lineage: Eukaryota; Metazoa; Chordata; Actinopteri; Pleuronectiformes; Pleuronectidae
Product: dynein regulatory complex protein 11
Exons: 19
Coding region: 177-2636 (819 amino acids)
Molecular function (GO): ATP hydrolysis activity; ATP binding; protein binding
Source: RefSeq, a predicted model, not a curated record
CGGUCCGAGCGCCGUGUCAACUUAGAGAAGCUGACAUCGUGUUGAGCUAAGUUUAGCUACGUUUAGAUAAGUUUAGCUAAGUUUAGCUAACUUCAGUUAAUGUUGAACUGUUUGUAACUGUGUUCAUUUAUUUGAUACGAGAAACUGGGAACGUUUCUCACUCUGGAGACGGAGACAUGUCGCAAAGGUCAUACAAUAAAUUGUGGGCCGAUGUCCAGUUAGAGUUGAGUCGUCUGCUGGAAGAGGAGCUGCCUGAUGAGCCCCUUCGUCCAGAAAAGGACAGGGUGGUGUUCUUCCAGCGUGUGGCCAUGUUUUAUGUGCGCUACCUCCAAAUCUUCAGAAAGCUGGAGGAGAUCUAUGACCAGGUCAUCCACCCUCAGAAGAGACGAUUAAUUCGGACAAUUCUUGAUGGUGUGAUAGGGAGGCUGUUGGAGCUGAAGAAUGAAAUGGUGGAGAAAGAGUUUUCAGAGUACCACUACAUGGACGACAUCGUUCAUGAUUUAAAGCUCAGUCCUGCAGACCUUGAAAUCCCAAUUCCUCGGUAUUUCAUCACUGAAUGCAGCAAAGAAUUCCAAGAACGAAAGACAAUGCUGACAGAUAUCCUUAAAUUGGUGGAAGUUACUGAAAGCCUAGAACCUCUAAUGGUCAAGGACAUGAGUCCGGAGAAGGCCAUUAAGAUCAUUCAAAUUGCGGAGAGGGCCCGCCAAGGACGCCUGAGGGCAAAGUUGAAUGAAGAGAGCAGAAAUAUGAACAGGAUGUACAAGACCAAGGACCCUGGAGCAGCUGACAUUGAGUCGGCUGCAAUCUGCAUUCAGAAGGUGUGGAGAGGUUACGUACAGAGGAAGAGGACAAAAAUUGCUCGGGAGGAAGAGAUGAUUUUUCUGGGAAUGGCCAUGGAUCCAAAAUAUAAGGUGCCACGCCCUGCAGAAAUCGCUGCCAAAGCCACAGAAGCUUGCAAUCGGAUUAAACAGCAAGAGCAUGAAGAAGACUACCAAAAGUCAAUAGUAGCCAUUUCAAAACAACUACUAGAUGUGGAGGGUCAUGACAUGAGCAACACCAUGAAAGACCAAAUCCGACAGUGGUUCAUUGAAUGCCGCGAUGCUACCGGCUCAUUUCCAGACUACCCCGAUGCAGAGGAUGGAGGCUCAGCUCUCAUUUUUGCAGAGAAGAAUCCUCAGCAGUUAAAGGAAGAAAUUGCUGCAAAGGAAGAGGAGGAUUCAAACAACAGGCCAAAAGGAAAGGAAGAAAAGAAGAAAAAUGGGAAGAAGGACAAGGGGAAAACCGACAUAGAAGAAGAGGAGGAAGGGUUGAAGAUGCUACCUUCGGCUUUUCUGCCAGACUUGGAAGUGGGAAACAAAACCUUUGAAGAUUUUUGGCAAAACCGCAACGAGUCCAAAAACUUUGUUCAGCGGCACGAGGUGGAGCUGAUCAAGGAAGAAAAGAGGAAAGUCAUUGAGGCAGAGAUUCUACUACAGGUGGACGUUCAGAUGAGACAGGAGCUGGCUGAAUGGAAACUGGCUGUGGAUAAAGACAAGGGUGGUAAGACCAAAGGAAAUGCCAAGAAAAAGAAAGGAUCUAAGAGUGGAAAGAAGAAGAAAAAGGAGAAAGAUCUGACCGCUGAUAGGACUCUUGAGUCUCUGUGUCAGGAGCUUGUGGAACAGGGCUUGUUGAAAAAGCCAAAUAAUGUGGCGCUGCAGGAUUAUUUAGGUGAUUACAGCUACCUUGGGACAACACUGAGGCAAUAUGACAUUGAGCCCAUGCCGUCACUGUCGGAUGUACGACAAGUCUUAACUUUAUAUGGAAUUUUACCAUUAGGCUCUCAGGUGGUUCAUGAAAAGGCUCCUCUGAUAAAGGCCAUACUACUAACAGGGCCGACAGGUGUAGGUAAGAAGAUGCUGGUCCACGCCAUCUGCCAGGAGACAGGGGCCAACCUCUUCGAUCUGUCAACUCUGAACACGGCAGGAAAGUACCCAGGCAAGAGUGGCCUCGCCAUGAUGCUUCACAUGGUCUUUAAGGUUGCAAGACUGCUGCAACCUUCUGUAAUAUGGAUCGGAGAUGCAGAGAAAAUGUUCUACAAGAAAGUCCCCAAGGAAGAAAAAGAGUUAGAGCCCAAGCGGUUGAAGAAAGAUUUGUCCAAGUCCCUUAAGUUGAUCAAAGGGGAAGAUCGGGUUCUGAUAGUCGGAACAACUCGAGACCCUCUAAGUGCUGACAUUAAGUCACUGUGUAAAAUGUACAGCAAAAUCCUCCUCAUCCCAAGACCUGACUACGGAUCCAGAUAUAUCCUGUGGAAACAACUGAUCACAAAGCAGGGAGGCGAGGUGACCAAGGCAUUGGACCUCAGCUCUCUUGCGAAGAUUUCUGAUGGCUACACUCCAGGUCACAUGGUGCAGGUGGUCCAGAGCGUUGUCACCAAGCGUCGCGUCCUGCAGCAGGCAAAAAGACCCCUGACCGCUUCAGAGUUUGUUCCCCCUUUGGCCAAGAUGGACCCUGUGUUUCAGGAAGAGGAAGAGGCCCUUAAAAACUGGUAUGCAAAGACCCCUCUGGGAAAGAAGAGGAUUAAAGCUGCCACUGGAAAGGAAGAAGAAGAAGCUCCGGACAAAAACAAAGAUGCAAAGAAGAAGAAAGGAAAGAAAUAAGUUAUAAAUUUGUUAUCAUGUUCAUGUGUUUUUUGUCUCUCUCUCUCUCUCUCUCUCUCUCUCUCUCUCUCUCUCUCUCUCUCUCUCUCUCUCUCGACAGUUACACAACUGUAACCUUUGUUCAGUUCCCAAGAAAAGGUACUAACGUUUAUUUUGUGACCAAACCCAUUCUAUUUGAGUCCUUAUCACUAAUUAAAAUGCUUUCAAAUAUGUUGGAUUUUUUUUCAUGAAGAUCUAUAAAUUAUUCUCUGGAAAACUGUGAAAAUUUGUAAUAACAAACAAAAACAAUUCAGGGGUGAAAACAUAACCUUUUUGGCAGAGGUAAAAAUCUGCCUGAAUGUUAUAGUCACAGGCGCUCAUAUACAACCAACUAAACUACAUACUCUUGAUGAAUAUGAUCUAAAAGAGAAUCAGUGGCCUAUAGGACAGACUCGUAUUGCUAUAGUUAUCAGAGCUUGGGCCAUGCUGUAAUUAGACGUGCCACGAUUGGCCGUUUGAUUUCAGUCAAGGGCAUCUGUUUUAGUGUAUGGCUACAGCUGCCUGGCUCUGACACUUCGUUAAGAGUACUACAUUUGGGAUGUUGUUGGCAGAAAUAACACACUAUCACAAUGGCCUCACACACAACACCUGUAUUGAGUGUUUUAUUGGCGUCACAGUCUGGGCUUAUUAGUAGAUGACAACAGUAGGUGCAUGUUUGACUGUAUGUGUUGUAAACCUUCCUAUAUUAUUUCAUUAUGACUGCUGUCAGAUGUAGAGAGUCUGGACCAGAGGAAAUGUGACACACAGGACAGGGGGGGCGGUUGUUUCCAAACACAGAUCCAGAGGCUUAGGUGGACUGUUCAGCUGUUUUGUCGAGUUCUAAAUUCACUCAACACAUCCUCACAUUGCCUUGGUUCCUUUAACAUGUCUCUAUUUUUAGGUCAUGUGCACCAUCAAUAGGAUGCUGCACACGUGAAGGCCCACAUUUCAAGAUGGCAGGUUGAUCUUAGAGUCAUCUUCAAUCUCCCAGGACAUGAUUUAAAAAACGUUUCUUCAAGCAACACCCCUGUAUAAAAACACCACACAGUUUA